AUGCAUCGUUAUGCUGAGGAACACUCUUGUGAUACUUUCCGCAAGUCGUCGAAGCCGUGCCAAGUUUCAGACUCUACCACAGCGUCUUCAUCUGUGAUUCAAAAGUCUGCACAAUCUAAAGUAAAGCCUUUAAAUGAAAUCGAACGAAAGAAAAUGGACCGAAUUCUGGUUAUGAAAUUGAAAAUGAAUGCGAAGAUCACUGCCGAAAUCCCUACGGAAGAGAAAAUUUUCCUGUUCAUUGAAGGAGAUGAUACGAGAGAACGACAAGUGGUCCUUGCGAGUCAGAGUCUGCAAAUAUUUAUAGAGCAAUCCGAGGAACCACUCGACUAUGCGGAAGUUGUUUCGAAGUAUUUGCAUGAUAUGGAUACCAUCAGUGUACAACUGGUAUGA
Molecule: messenger RNA, 390 nt
Organism: Angiostrongylus costaricensis
Lineage: Eukaryota; Metazoa; Nematoda; Chromadorea; Rhabditida; Metastrongylidae
Source: the annotation of a GenBank genome assembly